Choloepus didactylus (southern two-toed sloth) is the source of this 1473-nucleotide messenger RNA. RefSeq names its product Tax1 binding protein 3 (gene TAX1BP3). Lineage: Eukaryota; Metazoa; Chordata; Mammalia; Pilosa; Megalonychidae. Bases 195 to 569 code for a protein of 124 amino acids. The record is from RefSeq and is a predicted model, not a curated record. The transcript has 4 exons. Gene Ontology annotation, cellular component: postsynaptic membrane; postsynaptic density; adherens junction. Gene Ontology annotation, biological process: neurotransmitter receptor transport, endosome to postsynaptic membrane; neurotransmitter receptor transport postsynaptic membrane to endosome. Gene Ontology annotation, molecular function: protein binding.
CUGUUUUACGCACGCCCUGAGACUCCCGAUAGCCGGACGGCGCUCCGGUCGGUGAUUGGCUAGAGAGUAAUUACCUAUUCAUAAGGGGGCGGGCCGAAUCGGGCUGUCUUUGUUAACCAGAGAGGGCGCGGCCGCGGUGAAUUUCGCUGUGGGCUUCACUGAGCCGUAUUUGGCUGACCUGGAUUGCGGUCGAGAUGUCCUACAUCCCGGGCCAGCCGGUCACCGCCGUCGUGCAAAGAGUUGAAAUUCAUAAGCUGCGUCAGGGUGAGAACUUAAUCCUGGGCUUCAGCAUUGGAGGUGGAAUUGACCAGGAUCCCUCCCAGAAUCCCUUCUCGGAAGAUAAGACAGACAAGGGCAUUUAUGUCACACGGGUGUCUGAGGGAGGCCCUGCUGAAAUUGCUGGGCUGCAGAUUGGAGACAAGAUCAUGCAGGUGAAUGGCUGGGACAUGACCAUGGUCACGCACGACCAGGCCAGGAAGCGGCUCACCAAGCGCUCGGAGGAGGUGGUACGUCUGCUGGUGACGCGGCAGUCACUGCAGAAGGCUGUGCAGCAGUCGAUGUUGUCCUAGCAGCCUGCCACGGUCCCCAGCGAGUGCCUGCUGCCUGUUUGUACAGUGACACUACUUCUACUCUCUGCCCCUCCUCCUGGUGUUUGCCGAGGGCCGGGCCCCACCUCAGAAGGGCAGGAACUGGUCCCAGAGGCAUGUCCUUGAGGCCUGACCCACCCUCUCCUUCCCCUCUCCCACCACUGCCUGUGGCUCUGGGAGCAGCUCCCUCCCUUGGACACUGGGGAUUGGAAACAACAGCCUGCAGUGACCCCCGGCCCAGCCCCCAGCCCCCGCUGCCCAGCAGUGCUUGGGCAAGUGCGGAAACACCAAUUCCUGAGAGCUGCCACAAAGCUGGAAAAUGACAGGUGGGGCUGGGCCUUUCCCUGCAUGCACAGGUGGCAGGGCUUGGUCCUGUCCUCUUAUCUAAACUCUGCAGCACCUGUGCCCCAUGCUUGUCCCUGCAUUGCCCAAAUGGGAGACUGGCUACACUCACUACCAGAGGUGCUACAAAGGCUUACCUGGACAGAAGGUUUACCUGGACAGAAUCUGGGCAGGUUUGUGUCAACCCAUCACACCCCCACUUCCCCCCCAAAGGGCAAUGGCCUCCCCAGGAUCCACCUGCUUACAGGAUUUAGAUGAGGUUCAAGGCUGACAUUUCAGGGCAGCUCUCAGGAUUGCUGUUUUUCUCUAUGCCUGUGGGUUUAACUUUUGUAUUUUUUUAAUCACAACUUUGAUACAAAGCAUUUUUAUCUUACUAUUUGGAGAUGCCAAUUCUGCUUUUGAAUUUAGCUCACUAACUCGCAUCCGGGGGUAACAACUACUCUUGGCAAGUUAACAAGCCUUACUUUUGUUCCCGUGGCUGUGAGGCAGUAUAAUGCCGCCCCACACUUGACAUCUUGUGCCCAAUAAACCAUGCUGGAGUCCA